GUUGGUCCUGGGACGGUCUCACAGCUGUUGAGCUCGACUGUUUCCGCUAAACGGGCUCACUUCAACUUUGUUCAAUUCGACUCAGCCCACCGCCGCAUCUGCAAAAUGGCACAACAGAUUGUUCCGGCUUGGAAGCGAAUGGGUCUCAAACUAAAAAAUGCCAAUGAGAAACCUCUCACGAAUGGCCACUUGAAGGAAGCUGAAAGCAAUGGGACUGACAAGAGUCUACACGACUCAGCACACAAUUCAGAGCCACCCAAAAAACGACUGAAAACGGAGCAAACGUCAAACCAGAAUUCCCAGCCCACCAAGAUCACACGCAGCGACUCUACAGAAAUUUCAGCUCGCUCUGAAGACGUCGGCUCGAUUAAGAGGAAAGUCCCGAAGAAGAAAGUCUCCUUUUCUCAUGACACCAAGCCGGUGGACGAAGUGGCUUCGAUAUCAGACCCCAAGCCGGGCUCACUCGAUGAUUCGAAAGACGCCGUAUCACGCCUACAGUCUCAGUCCAAAGGUCCACAACGUCAAAACAACAGUAAACCUGACACAGCUCUACAAUAUCUCACACAGUACCACCAAGAUCGAUCAUCAUGGAAAUUCAACAAGAAUCGAGAGAUAUGGCUACUCAAACAUGCCUUUUCAGAGACCGACAUCCCUCGAGACUACGACCUAGCGCUGAGCCGAUAUCUCCAUGGUCUACAGGGUGCAGGGGCACGCGAAAGACUUGGAAAGGAGUGUUUGGAGAAAGUGAGAGACGACGAAGCAAACUCUGGCAAAGAAACCAACGGAACCGACAAAGACUUGAGGCAUCAAUUUUGGGCAUGUUUGCAAAAGACAGUCCGCGGCGGCGGCACCGACACCUCCAUCGGGGACCAGGAAUUCCAAGUGGACGAAGAAGAGUUGAAAGCAUGGCUGCGCCAUCAAUCCCGCCCACAGAUCUUGAGCUGGAGUCUUGACGGGCCAGAGUCAACCACCAAGAAACCUCUUCAGAAGAAGAAAAAGAACAGAACUGCGGUGGUUGAAUACGAGAGUUCCAGUUCGAGUGGCAGCGAUGACGAAAGCGACAGUGAAAGUGAUUCUGACUCCACUUCCAGCGAUGGUAGCAGUGGUAAAACAGAGGAAGAAACCAGCAGCAGCGGUGAAUCGGAAGAGGCAACGAGCAGCAGUGGUUCUUCAUCUAGCGAUAGCGAUGAUAGCGACUAA
Messenger RNA from Exophiala mesophila, 1200 nucleotides. RefSeq lists its product as uncharacterized. NCBI's taxonomy places the organism in Eukaryota, Fungi, Ascomycota, Eurotiomycetes, Chaetothyriales, Herpotrichiellaceae. The record is from RefSeq and is a predicted model, not a curated record. The transcript has a single exon. Bases 106 to 1200 code for a protein of 364 amino acids.